Messenger RNA from Bursaphelenchus xylophilus (pine wood nematode), 2482 nucleotides. The record is from the annotation of a GenBank genome assembly. NCBI's taxonomy places the organism in Eukaryota, Metazoa, Nematoda, Chromadorea, Rhabditida, Aphelenchoididae.
AUGGAUUCUGAACCAGCUGCUAAGAAGAUUCGUCUGCCAAAGAAAGCCGAAAAAGUCAAGAAUAAGGUGAGUUUUAUUUUUCUUGAAUGGAACGUCUUGUUUAGGCAGCAGCUCCGUUGCAAAUUACAGCUGAGCAACUUCUCAGAGAAGCCAAGGAAAGAGAGUUGGAAAUCGCCCCUCAACCGCCCAAAGUUAAUGUCACAGAUCCAGAAGAAUUGGCCGAGUUUCAGAGGAAGAAGAGAAAGGAGUUUGAAGAUAAUAUCCGAAAGAAUCGAAUGCAAAUAGCGAAUUGGGUCAAAUAUGCCAAAUGGGAGGAGAGUAUUGGAGAGAUUCAGAGAGCCAGAUCAGUCUUCGAAAGGGGCCUGGAUGUAGAUCAUCGGAGCAUCACUUUAUGGCUUCAAUACGCUGAGAUGGAGAUGAGGUAGGAUGCUCGAUUUUAGAGCUUACGUUUAAUUCUAGGAAUCGUCAAAUUAACCAUGCCCGAAAUAUCUGGGACAGAGCAGUCACAAUACUACCACGUGCUACUCAAUUCUGGCUGAAAUAUUCGUAUAUGGAAGAACUGGUUGAGAAUGUGCCUGGUGCUAGACAAGUCUUUGAACGAUGGAUGGAAUGGGAACCCAACGAGCAAGCAUGGAGAACUUAUAUUAAUUUUGAAGUUCGUUACAAAGAAAUUGACAGAGCCAGAGAGAUUUAUCAGAGAUUCCUUCAUGUUCAUGGUCAUGAUUUCACAAAUUGGAUUGCUUAUGCCAAAUUUGAAGAGAGAUACGAUUACAUUGAAAAUUCUCGAAAUGUAAUUCGGUUUGUUUCUAAUUUUUUUAACCUGGUUUAUUGUUCUUAACAUUUUGUUUUAGGUAUAUGAGCAAGCUGUCGAGUUUUUUGAAGGGGAUCUGGAUGAGAAGUUGUUAAUAGCGUUUGCUCAGUUUGAAGAGCGACAAAAAGAGAUGGAAAGGGCAAGGGCGAUAUAUCAGUAUGGGCUUGAUCAUCUCCCCAAUGAGAGAACUGCAGAACUCUUCAAAUGCUUGAAUCUUCAUGAAAAAAAGUAUGGAUCUCAAAUGAGAAUUGAGAGUGUUCUCUUCUCAAAGAGGAAGCAUCAAUACGAACAGGUAUGGCUUAGGUUUUUUAGAUAACACUUAUUUUUUUUAGUUAGUAAAGGAGAAUCCUCUUAAUUAUGACAAUUGGUUCGAUUAUCUCAAACUCUUGAUGAACGAGAAUCUCGAGAGGGAGGUAGUGGAGGACACUUUUGAACGGGCAAUUGCCAAUAUUCCCCCAUAUCAAGAGAAAACUUACUGGAGACGUUACAUAUGGUUGUGGCUAUACUACGCAGUCUAUGAAGAAUUACAUGCCAAGGAUUCCGAGAAGACUCGGCAAGUCUACAAAGCUGCUCUAGAUAUUAUUCCUCAUCGCCAAUUUACUUUUGCUAAAGUAUGGAUUAUGUUAGCUCACUUUGAAUUACGACAAUUAGAAGUUACUGCAGCUAGAAAAGUCAUGGUAUGUGUGAUAUUGGUUUGUUUUAUUUUUAUGGCUUUUUCUAUGGGUUGGUUCCAGGGAACUGCUCUCGGUGUUUGUCGGCCAAAGAAGAAGAUCUACAAGGCCUACAUUGAGAUGGAAAUCAAUCUCAGAGAGUUCGAUCGAUGUCGGAAGCUCUAUGAAAAGUUUUUAUCACACUUUGAGACUGAUAGUCUGGUAUGGAGAGAGUAUUCACGACUCGAGAAUCAGCUGGGUGAAGUGGAUCGAGCCCGGGGAAUAUUGGAAUUGGGUAUCCAACAAGAAGAUCUGGACAUCCCCGAGGUUCUCUGGAAGGCCUUCAUUGACUUUGAGAUCGAACAAGAACAAUAUGAGAGGGUGCGACAGUUAUACGAAGUACUUUUGGGGAGAACCAAUCACAUUAAGGUAAGAGCAGCGAUCGCCGGCUGAUUCGUUUUAGGUGUGGCUAAGCUGGACGGCGUUCGAGGUCGGAAUAAAUGAGGUUGAGAAAGCGAGGGGAGUGUUCGAAAGGGCGAACAAGGCUUUGGAGGGGAAUGGAGCAGAAGAAAGACUCAUGUUGCUCGAGAAUUGGAAGGAAUUUGAGGUUGAACAUGGAGAUCAGGAGACUCAAGAAACUGUCCAGAAAUACAUGCCCAAGAAAGUGAAGAAGAGAAGACAAUUACACACGGCUGAUGGAGCUGAUGCGGGUGUGGAAGAAUACUUUGAUUACAUAUUCCCGCAGGACUCAAUGCUCAGAAUGAGUCGGAAAUUGUUUGAAGCCGCAAAAUUAUAUAAACAAAGGACGGCACAGAUCAAUCAGACGGAUGAGGAUACGCUGGAUAAAGAUGCUGAACGUCCAAGUACAACGGCAAAUGAAGGACAAGAGAAAGAAAAAGAAGAGGAAGAAGGGGAGAAUGAAGAGAAAAAAGAUGAAGGGGCUCAAGAUGACGAUGAUUCCAGCAGUUCUGAUGAACAUGAUCGCCCUGCACAGAGGAGGGAGCGGAAAAGUGAUAGCUAG